Rhododendron vialii is the source of this 2161-nucleotide messenger RNA. RefSeq lists its product as uncharacterized. Gene Ontology annotation, molecular function: protein binding. The transcript has 2 exons. The coding region runs from base 657 to 1826 and encodes 389 amino acids. Lineage: Eukaryota; Viridiplantae; Streptophyta; Magnoliopsida; Ericales; Ericaceae. The record is from RefSeq and is a predicted model, not a curated record.
UAUAAUGCUGUGUUUGCUGAUAGUAGUACCUGAUUUCAGUAGGAUAAAACCCCAAACCGUCUAAAAUUUUAAUUUCCCAUAGUCAUAUACUUCUUUCCAUUGUCCCCAGCAGUGAUUUUAACUUUCCUAACGAUUUGAGGAUUGAAAUCGUUAACUCUCUUUUCUUUAUAAGUUACUAGCAGUUGGGUUGCUUGGAGAGAGAGGACAGGGAGGAGACACGGAGGGGGGAGAGAGAGAGGAUCAUGUGUGCGGUUUGGUAACUGCCAUAUCAAUUUACAUGUUUGGCCAUGAAUUUUUAAACACUUUGUUUACACAUUUGUUGGGUAUUUUUGAAAAUGAAAAUACAUGACAGGAUUUCAAAAAAUGGAGGCACCAAACUGGUGCUCUCCCUUUAUCUCGUUUAUAGAUUAGAAUAGAUAGAUUAGAAUAUAUGGUUUUCUUUGUCAGUCUGUCGCUGUAUUUAUGGUUUUAACCCGUCAUUUUUUGCUACAAAAACUUUUAUGUGAAGAAACCUUCGUGCUGCUACUCUCAAGGUAUGUGUAUGUCCUUAGUUCUUACACUGACAAGUUUUCCCGUCGCUUAUUACCAUCUCUCCACGCUUUCCUCUCUCUGUCCCUCUCUCCGCAGGCACACAAAAUAGCUCCUAGGUUUAGCUAAUGGAAGAGCCGGGGCGGUUGACGCGCAAAAGGAAGAAGGAAGGGGUAAUAGUAAAAUGUGAAACAAGCUUAGAAUAUCCUGCUUACGAGAAAACUUUCUGCUUAUGUGUUGCUGAAGAGAAGGAUCCUAAUAACCCGAGGGAAUGGUACAUGCUCAAAAUCUCUAAUAAAAAGGACAAGGAGGAGGAGGCUGAGGAGAAGGAAGCGAAGAAGGUUAGUAAAAUCACCGAUGCGGAGCUCCGAGCAGCCUAUCUCACGUUCCACCAUGACGACUGCCACCAAGGAGAGUUGGAUCGAGUUCCAAUGCUUGCACCUGUGGUAAAGUUGAAGCUGGGUAAAUCGUUCCGGAUUUAUGGAGCCAGUUGUGCCUCAAUUGGUUCUAUCGUCUAUGGGAUUGGGGGAUAUUGUGGUAAGGAUAAGUACUCCCGCAACGUGCGGUAUUUUGAUUCCUCCCGUCCCGAGGAGGGCUUGAAGGCAGGUCCUCGCACUAUAUGUGCCAGAUCUUGUGCCGCGGUUGUAGGUCUCAAUGGAAACCUAUAUGUCUUUGGUUUCAAUGGCGGUGGCGCUUGCCAUUACGUUCCUAGUGUGUGGGGAGAGUUUCUAGAUACAAGAUUGGUAGGAGAGGGCAAUGCUGAAUGGAAUGCUCUCCCCGAUCCUCCAUCUAUUCUUGGAUAUAAACACUUAUUUGCUGCAGCUCUUGGUGGCGAUUUAUCAGGCAAGAUUUUGGUACUUUCAAAAUGUGCUUAUGCUAUGUGCUUAUAUAAUGUGACUGAAAUGUCAUGGGAAUGCUUGAACGGUAUUAAUGAGUACUAUGCCCUCUUUAUGACCACCCCAGUUGUGGUAGGUACAACCCUCUAUUGGAUCUCUGGUCCAAAUGUAUGUGUCUAUGAUUUACUCCAGAAAGCUUUGGUCUCAUUGCCCAUUGAAGAUUCUAAGAUCCGCUCGCUUAUAAAUGCAAGCAAUCAUAACCCUUUUGAGAUGAGGCUAAUUUUGGUGCAUUUGGCUGGAGAUCUCUUCUGUCUGCUUUGGAUGGGUGAGGGCGAGGAUCGUGAGUCUGUUCACUACACAAAAAUACGAGUAUCUACUCAGCUGGGGGCUGUCUUCGUCUUAGCGUGUCACCGUUAUUGCUUUAACCAUAUGGUUUGCCUCUUAGAUUGCCUUCCUCUCUAGUUGAUCCGCCUUGUGAAAGGUUUUAAAUUAUGAAGUUGGGAGAUGACGGGCUAACAGAUGGUGUUGCUGCUGUUUCGUUGGACGACCAUAAUGAUGCCGGAUUGAGCAGCUUUUUGAUAGGUUUUUGGGGGGAUAUGUAUCCUGUUAUCUCUUGAUAUGGUAAAUUAUGAGUCUUAGAUAUUUCUAGAUUUCUUUGGAUUUUUAUGUUAAAUGGUAGUUCUCGAAUCAAUUUCGGACGAGCUUUUAUUGAGUCAAGGCUUGAACAGUUCACGAAUAACUUCAGUUCAUUUGCAGCCCUGAGGACAUGAAAGUAUUUUCAAGCUAUUUUAGGACUA